Messenger RNA from Homalodisca vitripennis (glassy-winged sharpshooter), 1302 nucleotides. Its product is annotated as cell division cycle 7-related protein kinase-like. Gene Ontology annotation, cellular component: nucleus. The coding region runs from base 42 to 1190 and encodes 382 amino acids. Gene Ontology annotation, biological process: mitotic DNA damage checkpoint signaling; protein phosphorylation. Gene Ontology annotation, molecular function: protein serine/threonine kinase activity; ATP binding. The transcript has 6 exons. The record is from RefSeq and is a predicted model, not a curated record. NCBI's taxonomy places the organism in Eukaryota, Metazoa, Arthropoda, Insecta, Hemiptera, Cicadellidae.
UCAUAUAAAAAACCCUUUGUUUUCAGGACUAUGUGUUAGAAAUGACAGUGGAAGAGACAAGGCUCUACAUGAGAAACCUGCUCUUAGCCUUGAGGAGAGUACAUUCAUUCAACAUCAUUCACAGAGAUAUUAAACCAAGCAACUUUCUAUACAAUCGCCAUACCAAGCAAUUCCUAUUGGUUGACUUUGGCUUGGCACAAAAGGUCAAUGAGAAUGAAAACUCUCUGCGUAAUCCGAUUAUGAAAAGGAAAAGAGAAGAUGACGACCUGGAAAAUGCGGAGAACCCCAGGGUAAAGCGGUGCACUCUGGAGCAGGUGGGCGGGAACAAACAGGAUCUGAGUGGAUUUGCCAAGCAACCUCAGUACUCCAACGUUCUCUCCACGAACACCAUCAAGAGACCUUUGACAACCAACUCCUCAAAUGUGAUAAAUAACACUGCCGAGAAAGUGUAUGGCAAGAAGCAGUCCUUCCAGAACUUGAUGCCGCAGAAAGUAAAGUCUACCAAUGCUCAAACCAGUUUUGUGCGUGUCCAGAACUCUCAGGUACAGCUCAGCACGACGUUUCCGCGACCGAAGGUGCCGGUGCUUCCCUCGCGUCAGGACAGGUGCCAGUGUACGGGCAAGGCACAGAUCUGCAACAUCUGUCUGACCCGAAAGGCGCAGUUCGCUCCGAGAGCAGGCACUCUAGGCUUCCGUCCUCCAGAGGUCCUGCUCAAAUACCCACUGCAAACCACAGCGGUGGACAUGUGGUCUGCGGGUGUGAUCAUGCUGUGUAUCCUGAGUGGCUGUUAUCCGUUCUUCCGCUCUCCUGACGACAUCUCUGCCUUGUGUGAGAUCAUCACUGUCUUCGGGACAACAGCCAUAACCACUCUAGCCAAAAAGAUUGGCCGCAAUGUGGUCUGCAGUGAGAAGCGGAAGCCGCUGAACCUGCGUAUCUUGUGCGAGAGCCUGAGACAGCGCAAGACUAGCGGCAAACUGCCCAAGGCUGACCAACCGUUGUGUCAGGACUGCCACCACUCCAACACCCUCGAGCACGGCUGCCUGUGUGAGGACAAGUGUAGGCUCGAACUGUCCUCCAGCUACUUCCCCCGCUCUGCCUUCGACCUGCUCGCCAGACUCCUGGACGUCGACCCUGACACUCGGAUAUCAGCCGAGGACGCCUUGCAACAUCCCUUCAUUACAGAGACCUGACCCUUCACUUCUAGUCUAGGUGUAUUUAAAUGUUUUAUUGUUAAGUGUGCCUUAUUUUAUAUGUAAAACUACCAUUAUAUGUGAUGUAUGGUUUGAUAUUAAAAUUUUCUUA